UUCACAUUUAUCAAUCUCCUUGAUACAAAUCGAAUGAAUUUUCUCGAAAAGAAAUACAAUUUAAUAACACCUCCUAGAAUGAAAAACAUCAAAAUUAUUUCAAAUAAUAAAAAUUUCGCGCGCAACUUUCGAGUAGGUUUACACCGUAUACCGUUCGCUCCGGUGCAGCCGGUGCUCGCUCGGUUCUCUCUCAUCUCUCCAGUUUAAUUUUCGAGCUUGCUGAGGAGCGCUGAACACGUGCCUGGCUCGCGAAAGAACACAAUUUACGCGAAAAUCGAAAUCGUUCGAUCAUGGCAGAGGCAAACAAUAGCGAUUUUUUAAUUCUAAUUACGAUUUUUGUCGGACUCGGUGUGAUUAUUUUGGUUUUCUUACUCAAAUGGAUUAAGCAGGAGCAAUCAAACAAGGACAAUACAAAAAAUGAUAAGUCCGCAAAAUCGAAAAGCUCCUCGACCGAAACUUCCGGUAAGCACGGUAAGAAAGAGCAGCAGGCUGCCAAACCUAAAAAGAAGCAACUUACCGAACGGGAAACCAGAAGGACUGCAAGGGCUAACGAAAAAGGAUUUAAUCAUCCUUGGCUAUUAGCAACCUUAAAAGGACACACCGGCCGAGUUUUGGACAUGGACUUUUCGGCCAACGGGAAAUAUUUGGUGUCUUGCGGCGACGAUAGAACAGUUUUUAUAUGGGGAGCCAAAGAAUUAGCCAAUAAGGACCGAAAAUCGCUCAGAGUUAAUAUAGAGUUCGAUUAUGCGACUCACGUCAAAUGGAGUCCGGAUUGUAAAGCCUUUAUUAUACACCGAUUCAACGAAAACUGCUUGGAAGUCUACAAAGUGGACAAGAAAAAGGACGGCUGGUUGACUGCUAGUAAGGCUGUCACUUUUCCCAAGGGCCAUGAUACUGAUGUCAUAGGCAUGGGCAUAGCGAGCAAUGGAAAAUUCAUCAUGACAUGCUCCAACAAAACCGAUAUGAUCGUGUGGGACCUCAAAGGGGAAAAACUGGCCAAACUGGAUACAUUUUUGAUGUCUACUGAGUGUGCCAAAAUAUCACCUUGCGGACGAUUUAUUGUCGCAUCAGGUUUCACUCCAGAAGCCAAAACAUGGGAAGUAGUCUUCGACAAAUCCGGCGAUUUCAAAGAGGCAAAGCAAGUGCCCCAACUCAAUCUAGGAGGUCACUCGUCUGGAGUUUACGACGUAGCAUUUGACGUGGACUCUUCGCACAUGGCUACAGUGUCCAAGGACUUGACUUGGAGGCUAUUUGAUACUAAAGUGAACUACAAACAAGGCCAAGACGCUCGCUUGGACAUAUCUGGACGCUACGAAUCUUCUAGCAGUAAAUCGUUAGUUGCUUUAUCGCCUAAUGCAGAAGUUUUGGUCGUGGCAACUGCUAAUGAUUUACAGUUUUACUCUACCAUGACGGGAAAAUUGGAUUCUACUGUGGAAAAUAUAUCCAACGAACAUAUCACUUCCAUUCUGUUUGACGCUUCUGGAAAACACUUGCUUGUGUCUUCGGACAAACAAAUUAGGGUUUUUCUUAAUGUACCUGGAUAUCGGUGUGCUAUUGCUCAUGCCAAAGAAAAACUCAAAGAGCAUCAGACUUCUGCUACUCGAGAAAGACUGCAGCAACUUGUCAAGGAAUCUGAAGACUUUUUGAAGAAUUUCUGAAUAUGAAAUUUUGUCAUUCCACAUUUUUCCUAAGGAUUUAAUACACUUUGAUAAUUGAAUAAUAAAGAAAUAAUUUGUUUUUAUUUGC
Ceutorhynchus assimilis (cabbage seed weevil) is the source of this 1746-nucleotide messenger RNA. The record is from the annotation of a GenBank genome assembly. NCBI's taxonomy places the organism in Eukaryota, Metazoa, Arthropoda, Insecta, Coleoptera, Curculionidae.